Drosophila willistoni is the source of this 857-nucleotide messenger RNA. RefSeq names its product akirin-like. Gene Ontology annotation, biological process: positive regulation of transcription by RNA polymerase II; positive regulation of innate immune response. The transcript has 2 exons. Bases 295 to 741 code for a protein of 148 amino acids. Gene Ontology annotation, molecular function: transcription coregulator activity. Gene Ontology annotation, cellular component: chromatin; nucleus. The record is from RefSeq and is a predicted model, not a curated record. Lineage: Eukaryota; Metazoa; Arthropoda; Insecta; Diptera; Drosophilidae.
CAAAACCAUAAUCAGUAUUCAGAAUUUUACUUCGAUUUCAAUCAUAACGAAACCAGAACUGGAAAGAAUCAGACAAAAAAAAAAUUAAGAAAAUUAAGAAAACAAAAAGUAAAUAUUACUGAAUUUAAAACGUGAACUCGCAACUAAACUCUUUCGGUCUCAGUAUUAUCCUUGCAACCUUUUUUACGAUCCAUAGUCACUUUUAAAAAUUUUAUUUGGAUUUCCAUCAUAACGAAACGAGAACUGGAAACAAUCAGAACACAAAAAAAGAAAAAAACAACGAUAAAGCAAGCAAUGGAUUUUAAUAAUCGAAAACGUGUUGGAUCCUGGGAUACAUCGGAUCAUUGUCCUAGCAAGCGUCGUUGUCUUUGUCAUCCAAAUUCUGAUAAGCCAUGCGAUUAUGAAAAGGCAUUUUGGUAUUUGCCCAGCACCAGCAAACAGACAAGUCCCUUCUCAAACGUCAAAAUCGAACCGGACCAAAUGGCCGAAAGUCUUCACAGUGAAAUCAAAAAACUAAACACUUCGAAGCAGCUUACAGAACAAGAGGAAAUGGAAUCGGAAGGUUAUCUAUUUACAUUCAAACAGGUGGAACUCAUUGUCGAAAAUACGAUCAAGAAGUCGGAGAAACAACUCCGUGAAUUGUAUGAGGCCAUAAUGGCCAGCAAGCUGACCGAGCAAAAAUUUGUUUUGGCUAAAUUUGCGGAGGAUCAGAUGCAACGCUUUGAGCCACCGUCCAGCUAAAUGUCCUAGUACUAUAGCUGUAUCUUUGUUAACUUGGCUUAUUGCUUGUUCAUAUAUUUUAUAUAUCCGUUCAAUGUGUACGUUUUUAAAUGGAUUCAAUUUGAUUUGAGAUUGCA